AUGUCAAAUAACACUACAGAGAACUCGACUAACCCUCACUCAGCUCUUCUAGGUGUGUUCCUGGGAAGCAUUUCACUGAUCACUAUUGUCAUGAAUAUAUUAGUACUAUGUGCUGUGAAAACUGAAAAGAAGCUGCAAACAGUUGGCAAUUUAUACAUUGUCAGCCUCUCUAUUGCAGAUCUUAUAGUUGGUGCAGCUGUUAUGCCCUUGAAUAUUGUUUACCUGCUAAGUCCUGUGUGGAAUCUAGGCUUACCAGCCUGUUUGUUCUGGCUGUCGAUGGAUUAUGUGGCCAGUACUGCGUCCAUUUUCAAUCUCUUCAUAUUAUGCAUUGACCGUUAUCGUUCAGUUCAGCAACCACUGAAAUAUCUGAAGUAUAGAACAAAAAUGAGAGCAUCACUAAUGAUUUUGGGGGUUUGGUUGAUCUCUUUCAUGUGGGUCAUUCCAAUCCUAGGAUGGCACGUUUUUGCUAAUAAUGGAGAAAGGAAAGUAGAGGAAGACAAGUGUGAAACUGAAUUCUCUGAAGUCACCUGGUUUAAAGUUUUGACAGCAAUUGUCAAUUUCUACCUACCCUCUAUCAUGAUGUUAUGGUUCUACUAUAAAAUAUUUAAAGCUGUUCGCAAACACUGUCAACACCGAAAGCUCACUGAUGGAUCAUAUCGGUCUUUCUCUGAAAAAAACCUCACACAUCAUAAUAAGACGAAGGAGGAAGGAAAUAUUUGCCUCCAAAGGCAAAUCUUAGAUGAGAAUACCCCUCCGAAAGACAAGCAAAGUUCCCCUCAGCCCAAAAAUAUGGAGGCAGAGCUUCAUUUCAGUAAUCCCGACAAGUCUCCAAAGACAUACGUUAGCAAGAGUAAUAAGAAAGUCCUUAAAUGGAGCUGUUUUCCUCUUGCCACUGCCCAUUCUGAGCCAGGCCUGGAUAAAGCAGGAAGGAAGUGCAUGUGCAUAACAGAAGAUGACAAAAAUGAAGAGGAGCCUUGCUCACAAGACAGUGACUUAAGUGAUGCAUCAGACAACCAUACUUUCACGGAUGAGGUACCCUGUAGAGAGCACUCCAAUCCCAACGCUGGAAGAGCCUGCAGUCCUCAGGAAAAAUCUGAGAACAGGGAUUUCAGAGGACUGACUUACCUGAGGAAAACCUGGCAAAGUCUGCAUACCCAUUCCAAAAGGCACAUUCAAGGACUGCAUGGGAACAGGGAGAGGAAAGCAGCUAAGCAGUUAGGGGUGAUAAUGGCAGCUUUUAUGCUGUGCUGGAUUCCCUAUUUUGUACUAUUUAUGGUAAUCGCUUUCCAUGGCCAUGAACAAUUUUCAAAACUGCACAUGUUCACUAUAUGGCUUGGCUAUGUGAACUCCACCUUAAAUCCAUUCCUGUAUCCUCUUUGUAACCAGAAUUUCAAGAAGACAUUCAAAAAGAUCCUUCACAUUCACUGA
This is a messenger RNA of Eurypyga helias (sunbittern), 1428 nucleotides long. RefSeq names its product histamine receptor H1 (gene HRH1). Lineage: Eukaryota; Metazoa; Chordata; Aves; Eurypygiformes; Eurypygidae. Bases 1 to 1428 code for a protein of 475 amino acids. Gene Ontology annotation, biological process: G protein-coupled receptor signaling pathway, coupled to cyclic nucleotide second messenger; positive regulation of vasoconstriction; chemical synaptic transmission. The transcript has a single exon. Gene Ontology annotation, molecular function: neurotransmitter receptor activity; G protein-coupled serotonin receptor activity; histamine receptor activity. The record is from RefSeq and is a predicted model, not a curated record. Gene Ontology annotation, cellular component: dendrite; membrane.